Brassica rapa (field mustard) is the source of this 1112-nucleotide messenger RNA. Its product is annotated as receptor-like protein 44. Gene Ontology annotation, molecular function: protein binding. The record is from RefSeq and is a predicted model, not a curated record. Lineage: Eukaryota; Viridiplantae; Streptophyta; Magnoliopsida; Brassicales; Brassicaceae.
UGGAAACUCCACUUUUUUCUUCAACCUUCGCGAAAUCUCUCUGACGACGACGGAAACAGAUGGCGAGGAGUCACCGGUUUAUUAGCUACCGGUUACUCCUUCUCCUUUUACUAAGCUUCGAAACGGCACGGCGUUUAGCUUCCGCUGAUCCAAACGACGAGGCGUGUUUGAAGAAUCUCCGACAAAGCUUGGAGGAUCCGGCGCGUAAUCUCCGGAACUGGACAAACAACGUCUUCUCCAACCCUUGUUCCGGCUUCACCUCUUACCUCCCUGGCGCCACCUGUAACAAUGGCAGAAUCUAUAAGCUUUCUCUCACUAGCCUCUCACUUCGCGGCUCAAUCUCUCCGUUUCUCUCCAACUGCACCAACCUCCAGUCCUUGGAUCUAUCGUCAAACCAGAUCUCCGGUGACAUCCCGCCGGAGAUACAGUUUCUCGUUAACCUCGCCGUACUCAACCUCUCAUCAAACCGUCUCUCCGGCGAAAUCUCUCCGCAGUUAGCUCUCUGCGCUUACCUGAACGUCAUUGACCUCCAUGAUAACCAGCUCUCCGGUCAAAUCCCUCAGCAGCUAGGACUCUUGGCGAGGCUGUCUGCGUUUGACGUGUCGAACAACAAACUCUCCGGCCAGAUUCCGACAUACUUGUCGAACAGGACAGGGAGUUUUCCGAGGUUUAACGCGAGCUCGUUCGUGGGGAACAAGGGGUUGUACGGGUAUCCGUUGCAGGAUAUGGUGAAGGGCAAAGGCUUAUCGGUGAUGGCGAUCGUCGGGAUAGGGCUUGGAAGUGGAGUGGUGAGCUUGAUGAUUAGUUUCACAGGUGUUUGUAUUUGGUUGAGGAUCACUGAGAAGAAGAUGGCUGCUGAAGAAGAAGGCAAGAUUAGUCAAUCAAUGCCUGAUUACUAAAUUUUAAUUAAGGAUUUUUUCUUAAAAUGUUAUAAUUAAUUAAUCACGGCUGUUUUUGAAACAAGAUGAUUCCAAUAUUCAUCAAUUGGUGGUAUGCGUGAGUUUUUUUUGGUAUAUUCGUUCUUUGGGAUUUUUGUUAUUCGAAAGUUUUUUUUAAAGAUUUUUUUAAGAACAAACUUGCAACUUUUCAUAUUUAUUUUAUCGUAUUCAACA